GAGAUCAAAUUUGGACUACGGCAAAAAGAUAUAGAGAAGGAAUUGGAACCAAGAAGUGUUUGGUGGGGGAAAAAAUUUACGAUGAUUUCUCAACGAAGUUCUGGUUAAAACCAGAACUUCCAUUCGAGCAAGUGCGUAAUGAAAAUGUUAGUAGGACGAGUUCUCACGAGACAUCAGCUUUUUCAAUCUCACCUGAACGGCCCAAAGGGAAAUCAAGUUCUGAGCAACCAUUGGAAAAAGCUGUCGAAACACCUAAUAUUUCCAGACCCGUUACUCCAACAUUACCUUCUUUUUCGCAAAAUGUAAACGUGAUCAAUGUUACUUUUAAUUAUGGUGGUGCUCAAAUAGAAGAGGAUUAG
Messenger RNA from Ambispora gerdemannii, 359 nucleotides. Lineage: Eukaryota; Fungi; Glomeromycota; Glomeromycetes; Archaeosporales; Ambisporaceae. The record is from the annotation of a GenBank genome assembly.